Messenger RNA from Cyclopterus lumpus (lumpfish), 514 nucleotides. It is a transcript of the gene ly97.3, whose product is annotated as lymphocyte antigen 97, tandem duplicate 3. The coding region runs from base 129 to 407 and encodes 92 amino acids. The record is from RefSeq and is a predicted model, not a curated record. Lineage: Eukaryota; Metazoa; Chordata; Actinopteri; Perciformes; Cyclopteridae. The transcript is spliced from 4 exons.
CUGAGGAGGACGUUACCAUGACGGCCCAAAGUAUGAACGGGUAUAUAAAGAGGGAAGGGGGCUGAACACAUCUCAGUCGUCAGCAGAAACAGAGACAAAUCUACAAGGCUGCAGUAUUGGACAGAGCGAUGAAGUUGUUGGUCUUGGCCUUAACCGUCGCCUUGCUGUUUACAGCUGGUGAAGCCCUGAACUGCCACCGGUGUGUCUCCAGGAAGGCCGGAGGAACCUGUGAGCUCACUGUCGAGACCUGUAAACCAGAGAAGGAUGCCUGUGCUGUUGCCAGCUUCCUCGCAGCACCAUACGGCCAAUACCAGAAAUGCAUGGCUCUGUUCGACUGUGAAAUGCUGAAAAUGAACUCUUACAUUAAUAUCAAGUGUUGUACAGACGACAUGUGCAACACCUUUUGAAAUGACAAUGAAUUGGACUAUCUCUGAGGGGCAAACACAUGUUUGAAUUCAAAACUAUAUUUGCUCUGUCAAUCCUUUCCUUUGACAAAUAAAAACAGUCUGACAAA